Molecule: messenger RNA, 3570 nt
Organism: Symbiodinium pilosum
Lineage: Eukaryota; Dinophyceae; Suessiales; Symbiodiniaceae
Source: the annotation of a GenBank genome assembly
GCGCUGGGAAUCAACUACCACAUGCUUGCUGCGUCGGAGACCAAUGCUGGCUACCGUGAUUUUUUCCUCUUGAACAUGGGUGAGGGCAAGUUUGAUCAUGUGUUCCGUUCCGUUGAAGAGCAGCUUGCAGAGCAUCAGCCCCCAAAACAUGUCGAUUUGAUGAUCACAGGGUCGCCCUGCGACCCGUUUAGCGUGCAGCGAUGCAAACGUUUCAGAGCAGGAAACGUCAAGGAACAUUGUGACUUCAAGGUGACAAUGCAAUCUGUUAUUCAAAUGUACGAGAAAUAUGCUCCGGCCAUUGGCGUCAUGGAACAAGUCAUGGGCUUCUUGAUGCCCUUUGAAAAGGAUGGUCAGGUGACACCAUGCGACAGGUUCCUUGAGUUGCUUGGACAAGCAAACUUGGGCAGUGGGUACUUCGUGGCCAAGUUCCAGCUUGACUCCAAGCUCUGGCUCAACAUCUCCAGACCGCGGAUGAAUGGGCAGGAAGACAAGGUGAUUCAGCUGGAUGAUUUUGAAGCAGCUUUUGCGAGUUGGGCAGAUGACUGUGAUGAAGAUGUUGCGGAUAGACCUGCUAGCGUUGAAGCUGCGCCAAAGAAGAAGCGUGGUAGACCGAAAGGGUCCACUGGCAGUAAAUUCAUACGACAGGAGUUGCAGGCUCUUGCUGCAGCCAGUGCGGAAGGUGAGGAUGAUGCACCUGCCGAGGAAGCCCCUGAUGUGAGGAGUCAGGUGGCAUACUUACACCAGCAUCGUGAGCAAGGCAAGCGCUUGAUUGACUUGUUUGGGCCUGCGAAGUUCAUCCUGAAUGUGGGGAGUGCUUUCCAGCGUGUGGUUUCAGGGGCGCUCAGGAGUUCAAUCGAGCUGCUGACCCGCACCAAGGAUAAUCAGGUCUUGCUUCAAGAGGGUCUUGGAGAGACAGACCGGCAAGGUUCAUUGGCCUAUAUUGUGCAGGGUCGGGCGCUAACAUGCAGUGCCACCGCUUUAGCUGCAAUGAACAAGGGCACAGAGGCCAAACACCAGAGCAAGUCUACUUUGCAACGCAUCAUGGUCUCUGCAGGUGCUUUGGCCUUGGAGAGCUCAGCCUUACUCUGCAGUUGUGCCCUGUCAUCCUUCAUUGAGAUUUGCAAGCAAACCCCUCAGCGCAUCCUUCAGAUGAAGCCCCUGAUGUUUUGCUGGCGCGUUCGGUACGAUGAAACUCCUAGCAAAGUGCGUGUGGUAAAUGUGGGGAGAUUGGGGCAUCAGAUGGAGCUGGAGCUGUUUCAGCGCCAGCUGGGCAUAUUAUCCUACCAUCUGAACCAGCGAGCCUGUGUCAUGGAGACCUUGGACACUUUGCCGGAGUGGCGCAGGAUCUCGUCUGAGUUUCCAAUCAAGGUCAGGGCAGCCACUACAGACCGCUACGCUGCCAAUUAUAGGACUGAGGAUGGCCUGCAGAGUCCUGGGUACAUGGAAGACUUUUUGUUGCUGCACCUGGCUUGUGAUGCGCGCAGGGCUGCAACCAGCAUCAAAUCCUCUUUGGCUCAGUGCGAGGCUGAUGUCAGUGGCCUGCUGAACACAGCCCUAGCGUUGAGUGAGCUGGGUGUCCUGAAGCGGCUUCGAGACUUGCUGACGGCGUUGUUCUUCAGAGAGAUGGACAUCGUCGAGUCGCAGCAGCCGCCUGAUGAUAUGGACACCGCGAGCUACAGAGAAGAGGUAUUUGCGUGUUUCCUGCCCCUUGAAGGAAGGACUGCAAAUCUCAACAGGAAGCGCAGAAUGGUUCUUCAGACAAUGUUGAAUGGCAAGAUCCAGCGCAAACCGCUUCAACACUACUGUCCUCCUGGUGCUCUGUGCUGCAACAACAGUCGUCAGCAAACCAUGACCACAUGCGCUCUAUACGUUACAUGGGCUUUGGUUCCUUUUCAGUGCCCAGCGAUGUCAAGAAAGAAUUGGCUGAACCAAACAUCCAACAUGGAUUGGGUGGGUGUUCUGGAGUCCCACCAUGGAUUGUUCAGCCGAUUGAUGAUGCUUCAUUUGGGUUCCCCCAAAGCCGUGGUGCCCAGCGCCGCUGACUCCAAUCAGCAAAAUCCUGACCAGCAACAACAUGCUCCCGCUGUUCAAAGUGAUCCAGUGGGUGAUGAGUUUGACAUGUGGCAAGACGCUUUGCUUGAUGAGCUGGUGCAGAGUGAGCAGGCCAAGGCAGCACCAGCCCAGUCAGAACCUUGCACUGUUGCAGAGGAGAACGCGCCUGCGCAGCCAAACCUUGAGUCGCAAGAGGAUAUGUGGAAGGAGAUGAAGCGCUUGCGCCGGCAGUCUGCGCAGACGUACGCUGCAUCUGAUCCAUACAACCGCCUCUACAUUGCCCGCCAGGCAAUAGGGCCCUUGCAUGCUUUCAUGACAAAGGUCCUGGCUUUCAGUGGGGGCCAAUGGGAACGCAAGCAGGCUGCCCAGCAAGCUCUUGGUAAGCCCCGCACCUUUCUCAUCCUUGAAGCUGCUCGUGGGGAGGAUCUUUGCCAAGCAAUGACCCAGUUGCUGCAGAUCAUCUUUGACAGCCCCAGAAGAGUUCACACAGACACCUUCACAUGUGUUCACCGAGCCUUGAAGCUUGGCAUGGUUGUCUCUGGAAUGUGUGCAAUGCAUGCUUUGCUGCGAAGGGCACGUGGUGCAAUGCCUUACCAGGCGUUCCACUUGGCAGCUCAGGACAUUAGUGAGGACGAGCUGAAGCAGCAUGCAGAGCGGUUGGCAAAGCUUCCCCCUUGCCUUCAUGACGAGUUCUGGGCUGGGUGGUCCAAGAAAUAUCCUGACAAAACAGAUCUCCUUGGGUCUGAGUGCAGGGGGCUCCUUCAGUGUUUGGCGUCUAUCAUUGCGUUAGAUGUUGCAAGUAUUGAGUCAGCGCACUCAAGCACGAGAGAGUUUGCGAAUCUACGGGCCCGGGGUUGGGUGAGCAGCCUCGAAGAAGUCUCUUCCCGCUUUGUCCUCCUUCGGAACAAACAAACGCAUGCUGGAGGUCACACGUCAAGGAAGAAGCCUGGAGGAACUGGAGCGUCUGACACUCAAAAGUCAGGCCAGCGCAAGAAAAAGAGACAAGCUUCUAUUUCAGCGUGGAAUGCUUUUGUGCAUGUGCAUGCAGCUGGACAGCGCCCAUCAGCUGAGCUUCGUUCUCGAUUGAGCCAAAUGUUCAAAGACCUGUCAGAUGAAGACAGGCGAAAAUAUAAUGAUUCUGGACAAGCAGCAUCUGCCGCACGCAAAAUGGGAUUCCCUGCCUUUGCAACUUCUGCAGACAAGAAGCGCCGGAACAAAAAGCAGCUUCCGUGGAAUCAGGGUAUGUUGGCUGGGCCUAGCUCUGCAGCUCCCAUGCUGCUUGCAGGGGACGAAGCACUAGGUGGAGCCAUUGUCGCACAAGAUGCAGAACCAUUGGAUGAUGCAUUGGUUGCUGAUGUGGGUGGACAGGUGACUGAACACCUUCGCGCGUGUUUUCCGGACCUGCCUUGGAGCUUGAUGAAGCUGAAGAGGUGCAGUUGGAAGCCUUCUGCCAACAGGUUGAGGUGCCUGAGAUCCCAGUUGCAAAACAGUGGCAGGACAGUGGCCAAUCACAGCUGA